Molecule: messenger RNA, 1345 nt
Organism: Calliphora vicina (urban bluebottle blowfly)
Lineage: Eukaryota; Metazoa; Arthropoda; Insecta; Diptera; Calliphoridae
Gene: slf
Product: C-type lectin domain-containing protein slf
Exons: 3
Coding region: 139-846 (235 amino acids)
Source: RefSeq, a predicted model, not a curated record
CGCCUCGCAAUUGAUUUUUGUUUUCGUUCGCCAGUUUCAGCGUUUGGUUGUUACUACCAAACCCGGUCAUUUACAAAUAAAUAGCAAAAAAUCCGACUAAUUUUAACCAGAGUGUGUUUAAGUGUAAUAAAGCCCAAGAUGAAAGUCACCUUGGUUUUAGCUGCAUUCUGUGUGGCAGUAACAUAUGCUGAACCUGCCAUUAGUCAAGCCAGAACUACUACCACCACCUCCACUAAACCUGGCAGAUUUUUGUCACUGCCCGUACCCGCCAAAUGUGCCAGCCGUCCCAAGGAAUUCUCUUAUCGUGGCAAGAACAUGUUCUUGAGUUCUCAUGUACCCGCUUUGGCCAACAAGAAAGUCGAUUGGUUAGAUGGUCGUAACUUGUGCCGUGAAUACUGUAUGGACUUGGUUGCCUUGGAGACCCAAGAAAAAAAUAAUCUAAUCUUCCGUGUUAUCCAACAAAACGAUGUUCCCUAUAUCUGGACUGCCGGUCGUAUCUGCGAUUUCAACGGCUGUGAAAAUCGUCCCGAUUUGGAACCCAAGAAUGUUUAUGGUUGGUUCUGGUCUGCAACUCGCGAGAAGAUCCAAGCCACCAACCGCAUUCCUCAAGGCUGGGGCUACAAUCCUUGGUCUCAAACCGGCCACAAGAAGCGUCCUCAACCCGACAACGCCGAAUACGACAUCAACCAGACCAAGGAACAAUGUUUGUCUGUCUUGAACAAUGUCUACAAUGACGGUAUCGCAUGGCACGAUGUGGCCUGUUAUCACGAGAAACCCUUCAUCUGCGAGGAUAACGAUGAGUUGUUACGUUAUGUUGCCGCUACCAAUCCUGGUAUUCGUCUUUAAAUUUAUUACCUACUGCAAGGAGGAGAAGUUUAUUUUUAUUUUAUUUUUUGUUUUUAUUUUUUAUUUUAUAAAGAAAACAAAAUAGACUUUAGAAUUUAUAAAACAAAAAACAAAGAAAACCACAAAACAUUUUUUACUAUUUUUUUUAAAAAAAAACAACCAAACAUAUUCUCUCACUAUUUUUUCUAUUCGUUUUGCGAAAUUCCACAAUAUUUCUUUUCAAUUAACUGCCACUUUAUAGAAAAAAUAUGAGUUUAAACGAUUAUUGUAUUAUAUGCAAAACAUUUUUUUAUUUGUUGUAAAAUAUUUAUUAGUUCAAUACUGUAUAGAGGAAACAAAACAAAACGAUAAAUACUGUAUUUCUUUCAUUCAGAUUUAGCUAUUUUUCUCCAAACAACAAAAAAAUUGUCUUUAUUUUACUAAUUUGUAACUGUUUGAAAUUGAAAAAAAAAAUAUUAAAAAAACUACAAAAAAAUCAAUAAAAUUAUUAAAAACAAAA